CUUUCUCUAUGCUUUGGUCAAUGACUGUCUUCAACAAAUUAUUUCCACCCAGUUUUUUUACUAUUUUCGUGAUUGUUUUGUAAGAAAAUCAACAAAAAUGACAUCAAAAAGUGAAAAAGAUCGUGCUAAACAAAUUCAAGACCGAUGCCAGAAUAUAUUGUUGCAAAUGUUGAAAGAUGAGGACAAUAAAUAUUGUGUAGAUUGCGAUGCAAAGGGGCCGCGCUGGGCGUCGUGGAACCUGGGCAUCUUCCUGUGCAUCCGCUGCGCCGGCAUCCACCGCAACCUCGGCGUGCACAUCUCCAAGGUCAAGAGCGUCAACCUCGACUCCUGGACGCCCGAGCAAGUCGUAUCCCUCCAACAGAUGGGCAACUCCCGCGCGCGAGCAGUCUACGAGGCCAACCUGCCCGACUCGUUCCGACGCCCGCAGAACGACUCCUCUCUAGAGGCCUUCAUCAGAGCCAAGUACGAGCAGAAGAAGUACAUAGCCAAGGAGUGGGUGCCGCCGCAGCUGCCGAAGGUCAACUGUUACUACUACUUCAGGGACAAGGAGAUCGACGAGGAGCUGGAGAAGCAGAAGCGCAAGAAGAAGUCCAGUUCCGCCAGCGCGCUGGGCCCGCUGCCCGCGCCCGCCGACAAGAAAUAUAACAAAUCGGACGUGAUACCGAGCAUACCGAAGCCCAAAUCCUCAGUGAGUCCGAAGCUCGGCAGAAACACCCCAACCGCCCACAGCGAGGCCAAGACCUCCAAUGGAUCAGCUGAUCUACUGGGCCUCGACACGGCGGUCAAGACGGAGACCAAGCCCACCACCAGCGCAAACGACGACAUAUUCUCCAGCUUCUUCUCCGCACCGCAGGAGAAGCCAGCCGAGCCCAAGCAAGAAGCCAAACCAGACCUGAAGGCCGAAGAGCAAAACUUCUUCAACCAAGCCGCUCCCACCGAGAAAGAAAAGUCCAAGCUAACUAAAGACAGCAUAUUAGCGCUGUACAGUCAAGCACCACCGGCCAAUUUAGCGAACCAAUUCAACUCACAGCCAUCUGCGAACCAAUUCAACUCACAGCCGUCUGCGUUCCAGUACGGGUCAUACCAGACUCCGUACAACAGCGUUCAGCCACAGAACGGGAUGCAGCAGCAGCAGUUUAAUCAGUUCCAAGGCAUGGGUCAGUUCCAGCAGCAACCGUUUGUGAGCCAGAUGCCCUCACAGCAGAUGGGAGCGUUUCCACAGAGCAAUCCUCAACCAUCUCUGUUCAACUCUGCCCAGCCUCAGACGCAGCAGGGGUUAAACCAGCAGUUUAGUGCAAUGAGCUUAGCGCAAGCAUUCCCGAAUCAGUUUACGCAACAGAACACAGGUGUCGCUAGCAACGUGACGUGGCAGUAGAAAGAGUAGAUUUUCAAUUUGGUUGCGUCAUAGUUUUGUUUUUAAGAACGCCAAUGAGGCAACGCUUUAGUAUUUGUCGGGCUGGUCCGAUGCAAAAUUAUUCGGCGUCGGUAUGAAUCGAAUUAAAAGAGCCCGUAUAUUUAAAGGCCGUCGUGUCGAUUAUUUUUAAUAGGUUUUUUUUACAUAUCUAUCUUCAGUUUACCCAUCUUUUUGCGACAGGGUUCAGGCAUAAUUAACUGCGUAUGCUGAUAUCAAACUAAAACUGUUUUUUUUGUGUUUAAAAUCAAAUAACUGUCUAUGUGUCUUUUGCAACAAAGUAUACAUAACUGGCUGACAAUAUGUAAAAAGAAUAGAUUUUUUAACUUAAAAUAGUACAAUGCAACAUAUUAUAUAAUGUUAGUCACUGAAUAUAAGCGCUAUUCUAAUUCUAACAUUAUUAAGGUUCAUGAUUUUGCGACCAAUAGAAGCAGUUUCACAUGUCCGUUUGAGAUUAGUUCUUAGCACUGCCAUAUUAGGCCCAAAAUCAACCCCUAAUGCGUCAAGAAUCUUAAGAUCUCAAAUGUAUAAGAUAAUAAUAGUUCCACGCUUGAAUUGUAUAUAUUUUAUUUUAUAAUUUGAUAUAUUUUUCAUAUUUUCCCCACAGAUGUUUUAACUUUAAUUGCACACUGCUACUUUGAAUAUAUUUGCACUAUGCUUGUAAUUUUGUGACGUCUUGAUUUGUGAUAAUCGCUUUGUCUGCAUAUUAUGUAAUGAAUAUAAUUUAUCUAUGUAUGUACAGGAGGAUGUUCGUUUUAGUCGGGAACCUUAGAUAAAAACAAAUUAAUGCAAAUGCACUCCUCACAACAAAAAAAAAGUUAGUUUACUUUUUUUAAAUGGGCUCACAGAUAACUUUUCAUUUGCCGAGUUUGUGAUUGGCAUGAUUAUUAGAAUGUGUUUUAAAUUGUAAAAAAAAAAAGUAACUAUCAAGUAAAAAUAAAAAUAUAUUUGCAUUUUUUACUAUUUAAAACAUAUUUUAGUGUCAACAGUGUAACAUUAUUAUUUCUAUUAAGGUUUCCUGUUAUUUUAAUUGGUGCAAAAAAUUAAAACUAUACAAGGUGUUGCAAAAAGGGAAAAAAUAAUAUUCAUUUUCCAUAGAAACUUAGUUGGUCACGUGACUUUUUACUAUGGAGAAUGAAUAUUUUUUUUCGCGAAUUUUGAAAUUCUGAUUUCAGUUUCGGGCUUAGAUAUGCCAUGCUGCACAUGCUGGUUUCGGCUUAGUAUACCCUUUUUGCAACACCCUGUAUAAGUAAACAAGAGAACUGCAAUGAGUAUUUUAGUUUAAAAAAAAAGAUUCUAAAAUAUAUUUUGAAAAAAAAAACGUUAUUUUUACUAAAUGAAAUGUAAACUUAUAAUUUUAUUUAAUCUUAGACUAAAUUAACUUGGCAUUUGAACUUAAAAUUUGAUUUAUUAAGUACCUACUAUUUUUUAUCAUAUAAACAGUGUUUUUCUUUUUUCUAUCCCUGAAAAAUGUUUAGUCAAUUUAAUCUUGGAAUAGUAUUCAUAGGAUGUUAAAAUAAAAUGUGCGUAUUUCCAUCUAAGACAUAUACAAAAAAAAAGUUUAUAAUGUUUGACUGAUUAAUUUUUUGUAAGGCAUCGUACACACCAAAUAGAACGCCACCAUACAAGUUACAUAUGUGGUAAAGUAAGCUAAAAGAGGGUAAAAGUCGUAGAUCAAAAGUUGUCCAGAAUGACCCCUGAGUUACCCCUACUACUAUACUUACCACUUUUGUAACAUCUACAAGUAUUUUAUAGUUUCUAUCAGGUCAGGACCAUGUCCAGUCGGGUUAAGGUCACUGCACAUAUACCCGUAAAUAA
Messenger RNA from Plutella xylostella (diamondback moth), 3229 nucleotides. RefSeq names its product stromal membrane-associated protein 1. The record is from RefSeq and is a predicted model, not a curated record. Gene Ontology annotation, molecular function: GTPase activator activity; metal ion binding. NCBI's taxonomy places the organism in Eukaryota, Metazoa, Arthropoda, Insecta, Lepidoptera, Plutellidae. Gene Ontology annotation, cellular component: cytoplasm.